This is a messenger RNA of Anthostomella pinea, 1401 nucleotides long. The record is from the annotation of a GenBank genome assembly. NCBI's taxonomy places the organism in Eukaryota, Fungi, Ascomycota, Sordariomycetes, Xylariales, Xylariaceae.
AUGAACGUGACUACACACUACACCGCCGAAAUGGCAAACGUCGCAGCCAACACCACCCUCGCCACCCUCCCCGCGACCUUCGUAACCCUGCUCUCAGUAUUCCUCCUCGACACCUUCGCCGUCAUGCUCGCCGGCCUAGUCCAGCCCGUCUACCGUCGCGCCGUAUCAACCAUCACCCACACGCACGGCACCGGCGGUCCAGGCAACCACACCUACGCCGCCCUAGACGGCACCACGACCUCACUCUCGGGCCAGCUCUUCCUCGCCAGUCUCGCGGCGGGGGACUUCGAAUUCGAGCACGUGAUCGAGAACUCGCACCCGGCCUCGGCCGUGCUCCCGGCCGUCCUGUGCAUCGCGGCGGCCCACCACAAGGGCGGCGAGGAAUUCCUGACGGCCCUGGCGAUAGGCUACGAGUUCGCGACGCGCAUCGGCUACGCCACGACCCUGGAAGCCGAGACUAUCCGGGGUUUCCACGCUAUCGGCUUGAACGGGCCCAUAGCCACGGCCGCCGCGGUCGGUCGUCUCCUCGGCCUGGACGCCGAUACCAUCGCGUCCGCUAUGGGCAUUGCGGCGUCCAGCUGCGGGGGGCUGCAGGCGUACAUCGGCACAGAGGCGGACACGAGACGCGUGCAUCCCGCUCGGGCCGGCCAGCUGGGCGCGGAAGCCGCAUUGCAAGCCGCUGCCGGGAUCCGUGGGCCCACGGACGUCCUGGAGAAUCCGAAGGGGUAUUUCCAUGCCUUUUCUCCGCAUCCGGAGUGGGCGUAUCUGCUGGAGGGCCUGGGGACGCAGUGGACGAGCGCGGCGCAGGUGUUGAAAGCCGCGCCUGUUCACGCCUGGGCGCAGGGAUACGUCCACGCCAUCAACGAGUACCGCGCCGCCGGGCACGCGUGGGGUCCGGACGACGUGGGUAACGUGACCGUGUACGGCAACGCGCCGCACGUCUUGGACCCCAACACCUGGACGCUGGACCCGGCGUCCUUCAGCGCGGCGCAGUACAGCGUGCCGUUCGGCAUCGCCGCGGCGCUGACGACCGAUCUGCGCGAUCCGAUGAAUAUGAAUGACGGGAUCCUGACCAACGCUACUUACGCCAUCGCGAAGGAAAUGAGACAGGUGUCCAUCUCGGAUGACCCGGAUGCGCUGUGGGGAUGGCUGACCCUGGAUCUGAAAGGGGUGCCUACGAAUAUCUCCUUCGAUACUUUCCCAGGCUUGCCGGGUGCGCCUGGCUAUUCGGGACUGGCGGAAGAGAAGUUUGCGAAUGUUGUUGGGGCUUUUGGGGUCCGGGGCGAUGAGGUGAGGGGCAUGAUACUGGGUGUGCGCAACUUGACGGACGUGUCGGUGCUGCUGGAUGCGAUGGUCGCUGUGGGGAGUGAGGCCAUGGGCAAGUUUGAGGGUCGACGUUAG